This is a messenger RNA of Odobenus rosmarus divergens (Pacific walrus), 772 nucleotides long. RefSeq names its product biogenesis of lysosomal organelles complex-1, subunit 3 (gene BLOC1S3). The record is from RefSeq and is a predicted model, not a curated record. Lineage: Eukaryota; Metazoa; Chordata; Mammalia; Carnivora; Odobenidae. The coding region runs from base 40 to 639 and encodes 199 amino acids. The transcript is spliced from 2 exons. Gene Ontology annotation, cellular component: BLOC-1 complex.
UCCUGCAAGGUCGAGGCUUCGGUAAACCAGUUCGGCGCCAUGGCGUCCCAGGGUCGUCGGCGGAGGCCGCCGCGGAGGCCCGAGACAGUGGUGCCGGGGGAGGCGGCCGAGACGGACUCGGAGCUCUCUGCGUCCUCGUCGGAGGAGGAGCUGUACCUGGGCCCCUCGGGCCCGACGCGCGGCCGCCCCACGGGGCUGCGGGUGGCCGGGGAGGCCGCGGAAACCGACUCGGACUCGGAGCCGGAGCCGACCGCCGCGCCGGGGGACCUGCCUCCGCUGGUGGUGCAGCGGGACACGGCCGGGGAGGCCUGGGGCGCGGAGGAGACCCCGGCGCCGGCCCCCGCGCGCUCGCUGCUGCAGCUCCGGCUGGCCGAGAGCCAGGCGCGGCUGGACCACGACGUGGCGGCCGCGGUGAGCGGCGUGUACCGCCGCGCGGGCCGCGACGUGGCCGCCCUGGCCAGUAGGCUUGCGGCCGCCCAGGCGGCAGGGUUGGCGGCCGCCCACAGCGUGCGCCUGGCGCGGGGGGACCUCUGCGCGCUGGCCGAGCGCCUGGACAUCGUGGCCGGCUGCCGCCUGCUGCCCGACAUCCGCGGCGUGCCGGGGACCGAACCUGAGCAAGACCCGGGACCGCGGGCCUAGCGGGAACCCAGAACCCUGGCCUGGCUCUGCGCCCUGGGGGUAGUCCUUGAGGCCUCUGGGACCUGGUCCUGUUAUCCUGUGUAGCUCCCCGCGCAUCUUGCUCUCACCCUCAGGGCGAGCCUUGCCCGCUGGA